GGUUCUCUGCAAAAAGAAAAGCCACGAAUCCUGGCGUUGAUAGCGAUUGGUUAAUUGUCGGUGGAUCAUCGUUUUCCGUUAGAUAGCAAUCGUCUUCUUCGUACUCUCUUCUUCAAUCUUCUUUUUCUUCCUCGCAAACCAUUAUCUACUACUAUCGCACAUUUUCUCGCUUUCGAUUCCGAGUUUCCUAUCCGUCGCGGGUUGUGCUUUAGUUGUCAGAUCUCCGCCUAUGAUUUGUUAAUUGGUAAAAUGGCGUUUUAGUCUGUUACCUGGGAGGCCUUUGUGUCGCUGGAUUCUUCUCAAAUCUCACCUCAUCUUUUAUAGAUUCUGAAGAUGGCGCUGAAGCGAGGGUUAUCGGGAGUUCACCGGAUUAGAGGAGGUGGUGGUGGAUCUCGAUCUGUGCUUGUGCUCCUCGUCUUUUUCUGUGUUUUCGCACCUCUUGUCUUCUUUGUUGGCCGAGGAGUAUACAUUGAUUCCUCAAACGAUUAUUCAAAUGCUUCUGUGAAGCAGAAUCUUGACUGGAGAGAACGCUUAGCGAUGCAAUCUUUUAGAUCUCUUUUCUCAAAAGAGGUACUAGAUGUUAUCACAACUAGCACAGCUGAUUUGGGUCCUUUUAGCCUUGAUUCGUUCAAGAAAAACAACUUGUCAGCAUCAUGGCGACGAACCGGAGUAGAUACCUCCUUUAGAAAUUCUGAGCUGAAUCAAUCAACUCUUGAUGUCAAACCUAGUAUCAUGAAUGCAAAACGCGACAGUACUUCGAAAGAUAGUAGCCAUCAGAAAGUUGAGACACCUGCAAAAUUUUACAGAAGGCAAUUAAGAGAGAAAAGGCGUGAGAUGCGAGCAAACGAGUUGGUCCAGCACAACGAUGACACGGUUUUGAAGCUCGAAAAUGCGGCCAUCGAACGCUCUAAGUCUGUUGAUUCUGCAGUCCUUGGAAAAUACAGUAUUUGGAGAAGAGAAAAUGAGAAUGAUAACUCCGAUUCAAAUAUACGGUUGAUGCGGGAUCAAGUAAUUAUGGCUAGAGUCUAUAGUGGUAUUGCAAAACUGAAAAACAAGGGUGAUUUGUUACAAGAACUCCAGGCCCGACUUAAGGACAGCCAACGCGUUUUAGGGGAAUCAACAUCUGAUGCUGAUCUUCCUCGGAGUGCACAUGAUAAACUCAGAGCCAUGGGUCAAGUCUUGUCUAAAGCUAAGAUGCAGUUAUAUGACUGCAAAUUGGUUACUGGAAAGCUGAGAGCAAUGCUUCAAACCGCCGAUGAACAAGUCCGGAGCUUAAAGAAGCAGAGUACUUUUCUGGCUCAGUUAGCAGCAAAAACAAUUCCAAAUCCCAUUCAUUGCCUAUCAAUGCGGUUGACCAUCGAUUACUAUCUUCUUUCUCCGGAGAAAAGAAAAUUUCCUCGCAGUGAAAACCUAGAAAACCCAAAUCUUUAUCAUUAUGCCCUCUUUUCUGACAAUGUAUUAGCUGCAUCAGUGGUUGUUAAUUCAACCAUAAUGAACGCCAGGGAUCCUUCGAAGCAUGUGUUUCACCUUGUGACGGAUAAACUCAAUUUCGGAGCAAUGAACAUGUGGUUCCUCCUAAACCCACCUGGAAAGGCAACUAUACACGUGGAAAACGUCGAUGAGUUUAAGUGGCUCAAUUCAUCUUACUGCCCUGUUCUUCGUCAGCUUGAAUCUGCAGCAAUGAGAGAGUACUAUUUCAAAGCAGAUCAUCCAACUUCAGGCUCCUCGAAUCUCAAAUACAGAAACCCAAAGUAUCUGUCCAUGUUGAAUCACUUGAGAUUCUACCUCCCUGAGGUUUAUCCCAAGCUGAACAAAAUCCUGUUCCUGGACGACGACAUCAUUGUUCAGAAAGACUUGACUCCACUCUGGGAAGUCAACUUGAACGGGAAAGUCAACGGUGCAGUCGAAACAUGCGGGGAGAGUUUCCACAGGUUCGACAAGUAUCUCAACUUUUCGAAUCCUCACAUCGCUAGGAACUUCAAUCCAAACGCUUGUGGAUGGGCUUAUGGGAUGAACAUGUUCGACCUAAAGGAGUGGAAGAAGAGAGAUAUCACUGGUAUUUACCAUAAGUGGCAAAACAUGAAUGAGAACAGGACACUAUGGAAGCUAGGGACACUACCACCAGGAUUAAUAACAUUUUACGGACUAACACAUCCUCUAAACAAGGCCUGGCACGUGCUGGGACUUGGAUACAACCCGAGUAUUGACAAGAAAGACAUAGAGAAUGCAGCAGUGGUUCACUAUAACGGGAACAUGAAACCGUGGUUGGAGUUAGCUAUGUCCAAGUAUCGACCGUAUUGGACCAAGUACAUCAAGUUUGAUCACCCAUAUCUUCGUCGAUGCAACCUUCAUGAAUAAAAAUCAAAUCUUUGUUAGUUGAUUUGAGGUAAUUACUCCUAAUCUUCUGCUGUUCCCAUCGCAUUCCUCUUUACUUCCACAAAUUGUUAAUUGUUUAUUCAUAUCUUUGUUUAGCUAUUCAUUUUUUUCCCGGGUUAAAGACACUUUUGUUGUUUCUGAGUUUUUUCCUUCUGAUAAUAUAUUUGUUAAUGGAGGUUCUGUUAAGGACCAGUGGUAAAAGGAAGCAUUGU
This is a messenger RNA of Eutrema salsugineum, 2588 nucleotides long. Its product is annotated as polygalacturonate 4-alpha-galacturonosyltransferase. The record is from RefSeq and is a predicted model, not a curated record. The coding region runs from base 334 to 2358 and encodes 674 amino acids. The transcript is spliced from 11 exons. Gene Ontology annotation, molecular function: polygalacturonate 4-alpha-galacturonosyltransferase activity. NCBI's taxonomy places the organism in Eukaryota, Viridiplantae, Streptophyta, Magnoliopsida, Brassicales, Brassicaceae.